Cryptococcus deneoformans JEC21 is the source of this 1493-nucleotide messenger RNA. Its product is annotated as septin, putative. Bases 49 to 1221 code for a protein of 390 amino acids. Gene Ontology annotation, molecular function: GTPase activity; GTP binding; molecular adaptor activity. The transcript is spliced from 8 exons. Gene Ontology annotation, biological process: cytoskeleton-dependent cytokinesis. The record is from RefSeq and is a predicted model, not a curated record. NCBI's taxonomy places the organism in Eukaryota, Fungi, Basidiomycota, Tremellomycetes, Tremellales, Cryptococcaceae. Gene Ontology annotation, cellular component: cell division site; microtubule cytoskeleton; septin complex.
GCUUUCUGCUCUCCAUCUGUUUCUCUCACACACCCGCCCCACUCUGCAAUGGCUUCAAGACCCACAAGAGCGAGAAAGCAGGCGAAGAAGGGCGUACAGCUCACUCUCAUGGUAGUCGGCGCAUCCGGCACAGGUCGCACCACCUUUGUGAACACCCUCGUAGAGUCCGUCCUCCUCGAACACAGCACAGCCACCCUUCUCUCCAAUCCCGAGGACCCCCAUUCCGCCCUCGACAUCUCCCUCGUAAAGCAGGCAGCUGCCCAGGCCAACGUAGAGCAACCUAUACGCAUCAAGCCUACAAAUAUCGAGCUCGAAGAAGAGGGUGUCAGGAUUUCACUGACAGUGGUGGACACCCCUGGCUUUGGAGAUGGUAUCGACAAUGAGUACUGUUUCCAAGAGAUUUCAAGCUAUCUUGAACGUCAAUAUGACGAUAUCCUGGCGGAGGAAUCAAGGAUCAAGCGUAACCCUCGUUUCAAGGACAACCGAGUUCACGCUUUACUCUAUUUUAUCCCUCCUACGGGCCAUGCUCUCCGAGAAUUGGAUAUUGAAUUGAUGCGCCGACUGUCUCCUAGAGUUAAUGUCAUUCCUGUUAUUGGCAAGGCCGAUUCUCUUACUCCGUCAGAGCUUAGGGAUUUCAAGAAGCGUAUAAUGGAAGAUAUCGAGUACUAUGGUAUUCCCGUCUACAACUUUCCCUACGACGCCGAAGAAGAUGACGAGGAGACUAUUGCUGACAAUUCUGCCCUCCGUGCCCUUCUUCCAUUUGCGAUUGUCGGUUCCGAGGAGGAGAUUUUGAUUGACGGCGAGCCUGUGCGAGGAAGGAGAUACCCUUGGGGUAUCGUCGAAGUGGACAACCCUGACCACUCUGACUUUACCCGCCUGAGAAGUGCUCUCCUUGCCUCCCACUUGACGGAUCUCAAAGAGAUUACCCACGACUUCCUUUACGAAAACUACCGAACAGAAAAGCUUUCACGAUCUGUUGGCGGAAACGACCCCGACUCUUCCAUCCACCCCGAGGAUAUGGCCAACCAAUCUGUCCGACUCAAGGAAGAACAGCUCCGUCGAGAAGAAGAAAAGCUUCGUGAGAUUGAGCUCAAGGUGCAGAGGGAGAUUCAGAUGAAGAGGCAAGAAUUGUUGGCCAAGGAAGACAGUUUGAAAGUGCUUGAAGCCAGGCUGGCGGCACAAAAUGCGGCCCAUUCUCGCGAGAGUACCCCCAACUACUAGAUCUCAUCCGCCCAAACCUUGCUCGAAUCUUCUUAAACCCUUGCAAUGUCCAUACUGAUGUCUAUCACGUUAAAAAAAUCAAAUAUCGCCUACGAACCGCCCCCCAUCUCAUCCAUCUCAUCCUUGUUCUUCUCCUUAUUUUACGAACUCUUGAAGAGAUUUGAUUAACAUGGAGAAGGUAUUACCCAUGCGCCAAGCUUAUUUCCAUUUUUGAUGUCAAUACCCGGGAUGAAACUGUUUACAGUAUCACAUGGAACCUCAGAGAAAAUACU